AUGGCGUUGAAGAACACCACCACCUUUAUGAGAGAGAGACGUGAGAACGGAACCCCCGAAGAUUUGCUAUCGUAUCUGGAGCGAAUCUAUGGCGAUCCGAACGUCAAAGCGAGAGCCGUACAGCGUUUAUAUGCGCUAAAGCAGAAACCGAACCAAUCAUUUGAAAGAUUCUUACCGAGUUUUGAGAGAGAACUAGCCGAUGCGGGUGCCCUCCAAUGGCCCGAUGAUUCCAAAAAGCAUACGCUAGUUAUGGCACUGAAUAAAGAGACGCAUUCAGCCCUAGUGAACCGAGGUGUGCCGAGCACCUUUAACGAAAUGGUGUAUCUUCUACACCGAAUCAGCGCCGACUUGUCAGGGUUCCAGGCGAUGUGGAACCGACCAAAACGUGCGACAGCAGCUACUGCCCAGAUCGAAGAAACUUACGAUCCAAUGGACUGGCAACCCACGUCAGUGAAGGUGAACCGAUUCGCCACCGAUUUAGACCCGAAUCGGGAUCGAGACCUCAUUGGCAAACGUGCGAAAUGGGUAAGCGAAGAGGAGAGAGACAGACGUCGUGAAGAAGGACUUUGUAUACGUUGUGGGCGACCGAAAUGCCGUAUCGCAUCAUGCCCCCUGAAACCUACAAGACGUCCCGAGGACCGGAGGCACACCAACAAACUUGAGAGAAAGCCCCGAAACGAGACCGUUUCGAGCAAGAAGCGCGAGGAAGUUGCCGCUGUCGCAGAGUCAUCCAGCGAGACCGAAUCCACUACGGUUGUCGAAUCAUCUGGAUUGGAAAAAGAGUAG
Penicillium soppii is the source of this 786-nucleotide messenger RNA. RefSeq names its product retrotransposon gag protein. NCBI's taxonomy places the organism in Eukaryota, Fungi, Ascomycota, Eurotiomycetes, Eurotiales, Aspergillaceae. The transcript has a single exon. The record is from RefSeq and is a predicted model, not a curated record. Bases 1 to 786 code for a protein of 261 amino acids.